Molecule: messenger RNA, 3237 nt
Organism: Stegastes partitus (bicolor damselfish)
Lineage: Eukaryota; Metazoa; Chordata; Actinopteri; Pomacentridae
Product: potassium voltage-gated channel subfamily H member 5-like
Exons: 12
Coding region: 1-3237 (1078 amino acids)
Biological process (GO): potassium ion transmembrane transport; regulation of membrane potential
Cellular component (GO): plasma membrane; voltage-gated potassium channel complex
Molecular function (GO): voltage-gated potassium channel activity
Source: RefSeq, a predicted model, not a curated record
AUGCAUGGGGGCAAGAGAGGGCUGGUGGCUCCGCAGAACACCUUCCUGGAAAACAUCGUCCGGCGCUCCAGCGAAACCAGUUUCCUUUUGGGAAAUGCACAGAUCGUGGAGUGGCCGGUUGUGUACAGCAACGAUGGAUUCUGCAAGCUGUCUGGAUACCACAGAGCCGAGGUCAUGCACAGGAGCAGCACAUGCAAUUUCAUGUACGGCGAUCUGACCGAUAAGAAGACCAUAGACAGCAUCAGACAAACCUUUAACAGCUAUGAAUCUAAUUUCUACGAGGUGCUUCUCUACACCAAAAACAGAACACCGAUAUGGCUUUACAUGCAGGUGGCCCCGAUCCGAAACGAAAACGACAAGGUGGUGCUUUUCCUCUGCACCUUCAGGGACAUCACGCUUUUCAAACAGCCGAUUGAAGAUGAAUCAACUAAAGGAUGGACAAAGUUUGCCAGGCUGACUCGGGCACUGACCAACAACCGCAAUGUGGUGCAGCAGCUGGCUCCGCUCAACAAGACCGAGGUCAGCCACAAGCCGUCCAGGCUGGCCGAGGCUCUCCAGCUGGGAUCAGACAUCCUGCCUCAGUACAAACAGGAGGCGCCGAAAACUCCUCCGCACAUCAUCCUCCACUACUGCACCUUCAAGACCACGUGGGACUGGGUCAUCCUCAUCCUCACCUUCUACACGGCCAUCAUGGUGCCCUACAACGUCUCCUUCAAGACCAAGCAGAACAACUUGGCCUGGCUGGUGGUGGACAGCGUUGUCGACGUCAUCUUCCUGAUCGACAUCGUGCUCAACUUCCACACCACCUUCGUGGGUCCAGCUGGAGAGGUGAUAUCAGACGCCAAGCUGAUCCGGAUGAACUACCUGAAGACGUGGUUCGUCAUCGACCUGCUGUCCUGUCUGCCCUACGACAUCAUCAACGCCUUUGAACACGUGGACGAGGACGUCCUCGCACACGGCUCUCCAACCGGUCAUCUCCGUGAGUCUUCACAUUUCCACAGGAACACCACGCGGGCUGAGGAUUCGGUUCUCCCAGGCCUCAGCAGCCUCUUCAGCUCCCUGAAAGUCAUCCGUCUGCUCCGUUUGGGCCGAGUCGCCCGUAAGCUGGACCACUACCUGGAGUAUGGAGCCGCCGUCCUGGUGCUGCUGGUGUGCGUCUUCGGCCUGGUGGCCCACUGGCUCGCCUGCAUCUGGUACAGCAUCGGGGACUACGAGGUCAUCGAUGAGACCACCAACACCAUUAAGACGGACAGCUGGCUCUACCAGCUGGCCCACAGCAUCGGAACGCCGUACCGCUACAACGCCAGCGGUACGGGCCAGUGGGAGGGAGGCCCCAACAAAGACACGCUGUACAUCUCCUCUCUUUACUUCACCAUGACGAGCCUCACCACCAUCGGCUUUGGCAACAUCGCUCCAACGACAGAUGGCGAGAAGAUUUUCUCGGUGGCGAUGAUGAUGGUGGGCUCGCUGCUUUAUGCGACCAUCUUUGGAAACGUCACCACCAUCUUCCAGCAGAUGUACACCAACACCAACCGCUACCACGAGAUGCUCAACAACGUGCGCGACUUCCUCAAGCUCUACCAGGUUCCCAAAGGUCUGAGCGAGAGGGUCAUGGACUUCAUCGUCUCCACCUGGGCCAUGUCGAAGGGCAUCGACACUGAUAAGGUUCUCUCCAUUUGUCCCAAAGACAUGCGAGCCGACAUCUGCGUCCACCUCAACAGGCAGGUGUUCAACGACCACCCGGCGUUCCGUCUGGCCAGCGACGGCUGUCUGCGCUCUCUGGCGGUGGAGUUUCAGACCACCCACUGCGCGCCCGGAGACCUCAUCUUCCACAUCGGAGAGAGCGUCGAUACGCUCUGCUUCGUCGUCUCGGGUUCGCUGGAGGUCAUCCAGGACGAUGAGGUCAUCGCAAUCCUAGGUAAAGGUGACGUGUUUGGAGACGUGUUCUGGAAAGAAACCACGCUGGCUCGGGCCUGUGCCAACGUCCGAGCGCUGACCUACUGCGACCUGCACGUCAUCCGGAGGGAAGCUCUGAUGAGGGUUCUGGAGUUUUACACCGCAUUCGCCAGCUCGUUCUCCCGCAACCUCAUCCUCACCUGUAACCUACGGAAACGGAUAAUCUUCAGAAAGAUCGCCGAUGUGAAGCGGGAGCAGGAGCGCCAGAGGAGCGAGGUGACGCUCUCCAUUCCCGAAGACCACCCUGUUCGCAAGUUGUUCCAGAAGUUCAGGCAGCAGAGAGAAGCUCAAACACCGGCAGAGUCUCACGCUUACUUCGAUCAUAACUGUGUGCAGGUGGAGCCGCAGCACCACCAUCGCCCCGACUCAAACUCUUACACUCAGACAGCAGCUUCUCAGCAGCAGCACAACAACACCGGUGCUGGAGGUGCUGGAGGUGCAGGCGGUGACUGCAACAUGGCUGCACCUCCAGUGCCUGAAAAGUCUGAGCAAAGCUGCACACAAGAGGCGGUGGAGUCUGUAUCAGAACCUUGUGCGGAGAGUCAGCUCCGUCAGAAGGCCAGCAGUCCUGCACGGAGCGGUGGUGCAGGUGGAGACGGAGCUGCAGGUGGCGUCAGCAGCAGCAGAGGCGCCCGAGGAUGGGCCAAGUUCAGGAACGCCACGUCUGCUGAGCCGCCGCGUCCUGCUGCCGUGCAAGAAAAGCCGACGCAGAAAGCAGAAGACUGGCCGAAAGCAGCACAGUCCUCAGAACUGUUUGCAGCUGCCAACAAGAUUCAGGAGAUGGAGGAAGGUGGAGAAAUGGGCGGCACAGAGGGCGGCAACAGCGCAGGAGAGGAAACCAGCGCCCUGCACAAAACUGACUCCUGCGACAGCGGCAUCACAAAGAGCGACCUCCGCAUCGACCGAGCGGGAGAUUCGAGAAGCUCCUUUGAGCGAAGCCCGAUGGAGAAGAGCCCGCUGGAGAGGAAUCCGUUCGAGCACAGUCUGGGCGUUUACAGCGAGGUCUCCCUCAAACACUCCUUCGUGCAGCCGGUUUCUGAACCAGCUCUGCUUCAGACGACGCUGCAUGAAGCCAAGCUGGAGCUGAAGGGAGACAUUCAGAUACUGAGCGGCCGACUGUCGCUGCUCGAGUCUCACGUGAGCGAGAUCCUGCGUCUGCUGUCGGUAAAACGAAGACUCUCGCUGCCGCCGACCUCUUCGCCGAAAGUGAGAGUGAAGAGUCCAGACUCAGUCCCCACCUCGACACCCGUCGCACCGGAAACAGACGACGGGCCUUUUUGA